Messenger RNA from Ostrinia furnacalis (Asian corn borer), 445 nucleotides. Its product is annotated as histone H2A-like. The transcript is spliced from 3 exons. The record is from RefSeq and is a predicted model, not a curated record. Bases 35 to 445 code for a protein of 136 amino acids. Gene Ontology annotation, cellular component: nucleosome. Gene Ontology annotation, molecular function: protein heterodimerization activity; DNA binding; structural constituent of chromatin. Lineage: Eukaryota; Metazoa; Arthropoda; Insecta; Lepidoptera; Crambidae.
UUAAAAUUCUCAAGCCAUACAAUAAUCAAAAUAAAUGGCACGAAAGGGCGGCGAAUCUACUGCUACGGCUUAUCAACAACUUAAAAAAAAGAAGAAUGGAGUUCAGCAGAAGAUUAUACAAAAGUAUAAGCAGAGUCUUACCUCAAGAGCAGGACUCAAACUGCCAGUAAGCCACGUGGACAAGUUGAUUCGGCAGUUAGUUCCGCAAAAAAUUAACCGCCCAGCUAGUAUUUUCCUCACAGCUGUGCUGCAGUAUUUGUGUUCCGAACUCCUGGUAAUAUCCAAAAUGGCUAUGGAGACCCGUGAAAAACUGAUACUACCACGACACAUUGAAAAGGCCAUCCUCCACGACGACGAAAUUGCCAGGAUGCUGCCUGGCGUAAUAAUCAGCAAGAUAACAUCAAAAAAGAAUAACCACAAAAAUAAAUAUUACAUUUGCCACUAG